Molecule: messenger RNA, 1371 nt
Organism: Crotalus tigris (Tiger rattlesnake)
Lineage: Eukaryota; Metazoa; Chordata; Lepidosauria; Squamata; Viperidae
Product: 39S ribosomal protein S18a, mitochondrial-like
Exons: 1
Coding region: 710-1288 (192 amino acids)
Biological process (GO): mitochondrial translation
Cellular component (GO): ribosome; mitochondrial small ribosomal subunit
Molecular function (GO): structural constituent of ribosome; small ribosomal subunit rRNA binding
Source: RefSeq, a predicted model, not a curated record
AAGUGAGCAUAUAGUAUUUAUAGAUAAUUAUUGCAUUUACUAGGUUACAGAGCACUCUAAUAUGGCAAAUUAGGUGCACUUUGAAUCUAAUCUAUAAUGUUGAACUCCAAGAACAUACCAGAAAUCAUCAUCCAACAAAUUUGAGCAGUACCACACAGAAUGUGGCAAGGUUGUAUAUUGUAGUUGGAUUUGUACCUGAAAACAAUAAAGUGGUGUAAAUGUAUUCUGUGGAUCUUUGGUAUUGAUGUAUUAGUGGUAAAAUUAAAUUAAUGCAAAUGUUUCUAUAGUGUGAACAUCAGAUAAGCAACUGUUCUGUGUUUCUGUGUGUCCAGUAAGAUUGGGAAGUGACUGCUUUCACAUUUAGGAGUAACUUCAACAAUCUUAACACAUUAAGUCCUAAGAGUAAGUCCCUAGAGACAAUUAGUAAAAAACUUUAUGGGCCCAAAUAGGUACUGUAGAUGAAUUCAGCUGGCUGGUCCCUUUAGAACAUUCAGCAGCCUGAAAGUUGUUUGAAUCAAGCAUAAAUCCACAAAGUUUGAUUUCUCAUCUUUUGAAAAAUGGGUGAAGCUGAAUCCAUCAGCCUCAGGUUAUGGAGGGGUGUUUAUAAAGUGUGGUUAUUGGAGCUCAACCUAGCAUGGAGAUCUUCUCCAAGUAUUACAAGUAUUACAAAUGAUUUAGAAUCAAUAAUAUAUUGAGUUGCACUUCAAAGAUGGCGGCUCCCACGGUGGGGCUGCUCUCUCGAUUUACAGCGCUUCUGCCUCGCUUCUUGGGAAGUGCCUGGACCCGGGCUCCAUUUCGCAGACUCCGGCAGAUUGUAGAAACUACUGAAGGGAACACCACAAUGAUUGAAGGCAAAAUUAUAGAAGAUGUCAAAAGCCCAACCCCUCCAAAUCCUUUUGGUAACUGUCCUAUUUGUCGCUGGAACUUGAAACACAAGUACGAUUAUAUGGAUGUCUUACUGCUAAGUCAGUUCAUAAACUCUACAGGAAGGAUGAUACCUCGUAACAUCACAGGCCUUUGUAAAGAAGAGCACAAAAACAUUACAGUGUGCAUGCAAAUGGCUCACCGAGCAGGUUUGCUGCCAGAUCAUAAACCUAAAUUUCCUGAAGGUGUUGUUCCCAAACCUAAGCAACUCCUCAACAGGUACCAUACCAGAUAUCCUAUCGAGUCUGUGAGACCCAUUUGCAAGAAGGGGAGAAAAUGGUGCAAAGUUCCCAUGCCUAUAUCACAUCCAAUACUUAAAGAUAAUAUUACUUAUGGAUCAAAGCCCUUUCGUUUUAACCACUGAAAGAGAGUGCAGCUUGAGUUGACAGUAGAUGAUGAUCAUUCAGACCAUCCUGUGUGCAUCAUAAAUGUUUUGUAGAGUCUGGA